Molecule: messenger RNA, 1627 nt
Organism: Hibiscus syriacus
Lineage: Eukaryota; Viridiplantae; Streptophyta; Magnoliopsida; Malvales; Malvaceae
Product: 4-hydroxy-tetrahydrodipicolinate synthase, chloroplastic-like
Exons: 3
Coding region: 291-1391 (366 amino acids)
Molecular function (GO): 4-hydroxy-tetrahydrodipicolinate synthase activity
Source: RefSeq, a predicted model, not a curated record
UUCCUUAAUCUCUUCACCUUUCCCCUCCCCCACAAUUCACAAUCCUUCCCGCCAUCUCAUCACCAGAAACUGACGCCAUGGCUCCAAACCAUCACCGUCACUCAAGAAGCUCCGCCGUCUUUUUUCCGAUCGACCACCUUAACCACUAUUAUUAUCCAUUGAUUCAACCUCUCAUCGUACCGUCGGAUUUUCGUACAUUUCUAAUUUCAGAGUUUAAACAUUCCUCUACCCAGCUCAAAUUCAAGCUCAUCUAAACCUCGGCUUUUGUUUAUCUGUUUGUUUGGUGAGAAAUGGCCAAUUUGAAGAGCUUUGGCGCUUGCUUGAGAGAGUCUACGUUCCAGUUUCCGCGUCCCAGUCGCACCGAUAACUACAAGAGGAGGAUAAAUGUAAAAUGGAGAUCCCCGCAAGCAGCAGUGAUACCUAAUUUCCAUCUCCCUAUGCGCAGUCUCGAGGUUAAAAAUAGGACAUCAGCAGAAGAUAUAAAAGCUCUUCGACUGAUAACAGCCAUCAAAACCCCGUAUCUACCUGAUGGAAGGUUUGAUCUUGAAGCAUACGAUGACUUGGUGAAUAUGCAGAUUGAAAAUGGUGCUGAAGGGGUAAUUGUUGGUGGCACAACCGGUGAGGGUCAGCUGAUGAGCUGGGAUGAACACAUAAUGCUUAUUGGCCAUACUGUCAACUGUUUUGGUGGAUCGGUUAAGGUGAUUGGCAACACAGGAAGCAACUCAACCAGGGAAGCAAUUCAUGCCACUGAACAAGGUUUUGCUGUUGGGAUGCAUGCUGCUCUUCACAUCAAUCCUUACUAUGGAAAAACCUCUCUGGAAGGUUUGGUUUCUCACUUUGAUAGCGUUCUGCCAAUGGGGCCUACCAUCAUAUACAAUGUGCCAUCACGAACCGGCCAAGAUAUUCCUCCACGUGUCAUCAACACUGUAGCACAGAGUCCUAACUUGGCUGGUAUCAAGGAGUGUGUUGGAAAUGACCGCAUUGGACAAUAUACAGGUAAUGGUAUUGUAGUGUGGAGUGGGAAUGACGAUCAGUGCCAUGAUGCUAGGUGGAGCCAUGGGGCUACUGGGGUAAUUUCUGUUACAAGCAAUAUGAUUCCUGGCUUGAUGCGUGAGCUCAUGUUCGGUGGUAAAAACCCUUCACUUAACGCAAAGCUCUUACCUCUGAUUGAGUGGCUCUUCCAGGAGCCUAACCCCAUUGGCCUUAACACAGCCCUUGCCCAAUUGGGGGUCAUGAGGCCAGUUUUCAGGUUACCGUAUGUACCUCUUCCACUGGCAAAGAGGGUGGAAUUUGUUAAUCUGGUCAAGGAAAUUGGGCGGGAGAACUUUGUUGGAGAAAAGGACGUUAAGGUGCUUGAUGACGAUGAUUUUGUCUUAGUUGGGCGAUAUUAGUUUCUUUUGUCAAUGUUCAGGACUCGCAGCUAGUGUCUUGAUUUUGACUCUGCAAUUUUAGAUUUUCGUUUAUAGAAUGACAGGUAAAGUCCACCCGUUUGUUUAUUAAAAAAGAAACAUAUGGUACUGGUGAUGCCUAUGGAUAUUUGAAUAUUUGCUUGUUUAGACUGAUUUUCCUUGUACUUCGUCAUGGACGUUCUUUGGUUUCCACGGAAAGGUGUUCGUUCUUCUGUGUU